AUGUCUGAUGUGAAGUAUCAAAGUUUGUUUGGUAAAAAAUUGGGUGUCGAUUUUGUUGCGGCUGCUUCAGCUGCUUUUGCCGUCUCACCAUUCAUUACCAUAGUUGAUAGAUCGAUUAUAGAAAAUGCAAGCGGAAGGAAUAAACUAGGAGCCGCCCUAAAAAGUGGAAUUAUUACCCUUCUUACGAAACCUCAUAGAUUCGUUCGUUCCCGACCAUUUUUAUUGGUUUUUGGAGUGUAUUUUGCUACAUAUGCAACAGCAAAUUCAAUCGACACAAUAUGUGAAAGAUUAGAAACAGAUAAUCAAACACCAAAAUUCUUGGGUACAACUAUAGCAAACAUGACAACAUGUAUAUAUAAAGACAGAGCAUUUACUCAAAUGUUUGGUACCGUAGUGCCAAAAGGUUUGCCAUUAGCAAGUUACGGUAUGUUCGUUACAAGGGAUGCUUUAACAAUCGCCGCUAGUUUUAAUAUGCCGGGAAGCGUUGCAGCAGAAUUUCAACAACGUGGAUGGAUCUUGGAUAGUGAAAGGGCGGCAAAUGCGGCCCAAUUAUUAUGUCCUGCCGGUAUACAAUUCGUCUCUUGUGCCUUACAUUUAUUAGGUUUAGAUUAUUAUAAUAGACCAAAUGUUUCUUUAGCUUCCCGUAUGGAAUUUUUAUAUAGAACUUAUAUUAAGACGACUUUAACCAGAAUUGUAAGAAUUGGUCCCGCUUUCGGUGUUGGAGGGAUUGGUAAUAGAAUGGUUAAAGAUAAAGGCAAUGAAUUCAUUACUGCCAGAUCUUGGUAA
Funneliformis caledonium is the source of this 786-nucleotide messenger RNA. Lineage: Eukaryota; Fungi; Glomeromycota; Glomeromycetes; Glomerales; Glomeraceae. The record is from the annotation of a GenBank genome assembly.